AUGCCUAUCAUCUGCAAGGUCUGCCACAUCUGCAACGACACCGUCAAGUCUGCGCUGGACAAGAUCAAGGUGCCCUACACUGAGAGCAAAUCCGGCUCGACCACCAUCUACCGCGUUAACACCUCCUCCCCGUCCAAAUGGAGUCGCGGCUCGCUCGCCAGGAUGUGCUGGGACAAGCUCCAGUUAGGGCCAUACCACGAGGCCAGAAAAAAUGGUGACACGAUUCACUGCUCCAACGUCCAGCCGUGA
Molecule: messenger RNA, 249 nt
Organism: Chaetomium strumarium
Lineage: Eukaryota; Fungi; Ascomycota; Sordariomycetes; Sordariales; Chaetomiaceae
Exons: 2
Coding region: 1-249 (82 amino acids)
Source: RefSeq, a predicted model, not a curated record